AAAGCAGAAACCGACCUCAGGUCAGGACUAUACAACAAAGCUGGAACUGCAUCCGUUUCGGGUUUUUUCUGAAAGCGGUCUAACCUGUUGAGUCUAGAACUGAGAGCGCUGCGGUUCGAGCGCGCACAGAGAAGAUACGUCGUUACCGGUCUCCCACGUGUCCCUCCGCCCGUGAGAAAUAUUUUUCUGUUUUUCCUUUGCCAAAGAACGAGUCAGGGUGGAUGCUGACGUUUGCAUGAACACAAUGGUUUGAAAAGGCUGCUCCAGCACUUCCCUCCAGCCCCACCCAACACAAACAUUUGUCAGACAGGGUCUUGGUAAAGGAGCAGCGAGGUGCCAUCUUUAAAGUACGUCCUCAAGUCUGAAGAUGACGAAGAUCUGCGCUUUGGUGCUGAUGACACUCAUAUCACUGGUGUUUGCAGAAGAGACUGGAACAGAUGAUCCUUUCAACUUUGACUACUACAGACUGCGGGUCGGGGGCCUCAUUCUUGCUGCGGUCCUUUGUCUCAUUGGCAUCACUAUCCUGCUAAGUGGCCACUGCAGGUGCAAGUUCAACCAGGACAAGAGGAGGAGGACAGGAAGCAAUGCUCAGCCAAUGCUCACCGAUGAAGGUCGUGCCUGCAACUGCUAAAUUCCGACAGUAAACAUCACCUUUCUCAAACUUGUAAUUGACAGAAAACAGUCGACAGAGUCAUCCGACCGGAUGAGAUGCUUUUUGUUCUGAUGCGGAGUCAAACAGGAAGUAGACGGCACGCAACUGAUCUUUGGUGUGAAGCUGAAAAGUGAGCUUCUCAUCUGCAGCCUGUACCUCUAUGUGUACAGAUGCAGCCCCUUAGAAAUGCAUUUUUAGUUUUCAGACAGUUUUUAAGCAUAUUUGAAUCCCCCCACCUUUAAAACCAUGUAAUAAGCAACAGGUCUUUCUUAAACCAAUCAACAGUUUUAAAUGUACAUACUUCACAUGUGAUUCUGUUACUUUUAUGGAACUUUGAACUUUGACAAAACACAGAAUAAUCAGGACUUUUAACUAUUUUUUGGCCCAAACCUUUGAUUCUAGAAAAGACAAAGAGAAAGUAACUUUAAAACAAAGGAUUACAACCAAAAAUGACUUUUAAUAUCCACAUACUGUACUGUAGCUUGUGUCUGAAAUGUUUUCUUUUCUCACAUAGUGUGCAUUUAAAAUAAAUGUCAGUUUAGAUAAUAGUCUCCCGCCUGACCAGCUUUAACUUUUUUUAAUGUCUUUACAUCAUUUCAUAAAUAUCACCUUCCUGUAGUUGUGAGGGAUUAGAAUGAUGCUGGUGUUUUUACAUUUACAGGUUUAGCUUUAUGGAGGAGCGCUCUGAACUGUACUGUGGAGAUUUGUUUCUAUAAAGGAAAUGUAACCAUUAGGAGAGUGGGGCUCACUGUAAUAUCUGCGUAACUGUGUAGAUGGAUGUAUUGCACUACUCUGACUUGAGUAAUAUAAAUUUUUAAUAAACACUAAAAUUCUA
Molecule: messenger RNA, 1487 nt
Organism: Oryzias latipes (Japanese medaka)
Lineage: Eukaryota; Metazoa; Chordata; Actinopteri; Beloniformes; Adrianichthyidae
Source: RefSeq, a predicted model, not a curated record